GUAUAAAACUCGACCUCUUACUUCUGUCCUGCCCGCAGCCCUCCAAACUUCAUUUCACAUUUCACCCACCAUGACUACCCCCAUAACUCGUACGCACGGUGUCAAGCUCAACCCCCUCUUUACUGGUUCUUCCAGCGGGGAGCGCUAUCAUGCACAAGUCCCCAUAGAAUGGGAUGUGCGCUACCGUCCAACGCGUUCCGCAGAAAUAAGAAACACGCCUCUGUUGUCAUCCCACCUGUCACAAUUUGCAACUAAUCCCCCUAUUCCAAAGUUGCGCCUUGUCUGUGACUUAUUGUUCCCUGAAUGGGAGAUAGUAGCCCGUAACCCAACCGGGGUGACAGUGCAGGAUGUGCUCGAAGCGAUUUAUGAGACACUCCACCAGCUUCUGCGGGUGCAUGAGUGGGAGGGCAUGUCGCUCAAGCAGCGCAGCCGGAUUGAAGAUAUACACCGCGUGCGAUGCAGGGCGUCUUUAUACCCCGAAUACACACGUUCAGCGGGUGUCCGCCGAGCGGACUGUCUGCUCUCAACGACCAUGUUCGCUGGACUGACCUCGUUGGUCAGGAGGAGAGAGCAGUGGCAGGUGGUCCUCACGCUGUCACGCGAUUUCAGACCCCGCGUCCCCAAUUAGCAUAUUCUCUCAGCAGCGCUGAUGAGAGCGUGGCGAAUUGAUUUAUGGAGAUUCAAUUAUGAACUAAUUUGCUGACCUGCAGUUUUAUCUUACUAUGCCAGACUCCUCCUCGACUCGUCAGGUGUGUGUUGUUAGUGUCCCAGCAUCGUGUAUAUUUUGUUCUACGUAUGCGUUAGCGUUAUCGCGCGCGUGUAUCACUUUCGAAUUCUGUACUUAUAGCCUCUGCACUUAUAGCCUUGUAUUGUUCCCCGAGUCAACGUAGAACGUUGAAGUAGUACUUUUACUGUAGUUUGUCGACACUGGUAUGAUUGACGAUAGGAAUUUGAAAUCAGAUAUGAUUUGUUUCUUGA
Molecule: messenger RNA, 978 nt
Organism: Suillus subalutaceus
Lineage: Eukaryota; Fungi; Basidiomycota; Agaricomycetes; Boletales; Suillaceae
Exons: 1
Coding region: 71-628 (185 amino acids)
Source: RefSeq, a predicted model, not a curated record